AGCCAAGCCGCAGCCAGAUCCAGAAGUGAUGGGUGCAAAGGGACGGAUGGCCUGCGCUUGCAGCCCCCCAGUUUCUCCAGCCUCUGCCCAUGUAACACCAUGUGGCAGUCCAUGCGCCCCCCAUACCUGCCCAUCUCACGGACCGAUGGGCAGCAAUCACCACGAUCCAAGGGCCUAACCCGUCACGCACCGGUGCCCUACUGGAGGACGCCCCGAUGCCGACCCGGCAGCAUCAAGUCCCACUUCGCCGGCAGCCAUGUUUCCCCACUCACGGCCGCUGACGACGUCCCCGUUUCCACUUAGUACAGCUCGGCUCUCUCCCUCUCCUCGUUUCUUCUCUUCUUCUCUCCCCGUUUGUGUUCCUCUACACUCUGUACGAUGCACUCGAUACAUUGUGCACGAUGCUUUUGUGUUGCCCAAUGAGGGAUGGGCCAACUGGAGGUUCUCAAUGCUGUCUGGGACCAACCAUGGCCACACCAACACCCGACACCAACACCACCAAAGCCGACUGAGCGAGAUAGACAUUAACAUUGCAUGUGGCGACGGUGACGCCCGUUAUUUAACAAAAAGAAUUAUUACCCAGAUCAUGGGGGGGCUCAUGUGGAUGAGUAUAUCUCUAAUAUCACGGCGUUGCCUUUUCGUCCGCAGGGUGAAUAACGGACAGCUCCCGACCCUUUUUUUCCCAGUCUAUUUUCCCUCUCUUGUCCUCAAAAAAAAAACCCAAUUCAUUAUCCGAGAAACCCAAAAUUAUAUCAACAGUCGAAAAGAGAUUGCCGCAGUUGCCAAGAAGCGCCGGGUUCUUCAAGCUCGAUGAGUAUCGAAAGCUUGGCCCGAUCGACGUAUUACUAUUAAAGACCGACACCUAGACAGAGACGCCGUCAGCAAAUAUUCAGGAUCAACGCCGUACAGGGAGAGGAGUUAUUACCUGACUGGUACAGCGUGUCGCGAAGUAAAACAUAGGGAAAGCAAUUAAAAAAGAACGUGGCCGGCCCAAGAACAAAAGCCAUUAUUUGGGCUUUGGUGGCUGAGGAGAGUUGGGCUUGACGAUGCCAGUGGUGUCAUAUGGUCCACGCAUUUUGAUUUGUGAAGAGAAGAAGAAGAAGAGAAGAGAAGAGAAGAAGACGGUGUUGUUGCUGGUAGCAGCGAGGCGAGAGAAAAGAAAGACUGAAUAGAGACGGCCGGAAGCUCGGAAAACGGAAGGAGAGGUCAGAUUAUGAACGAUUGCUGGAUAGCACCGUUUUUGUUUUGUUGGAUGAAG
Trichoderma asperellum CBS 433.97 is the source of this 1258-nucleotide messenger RNA. Lineage: Eukaryota; Fungi; Ascomycota; Sordariomycetes; Hypocreales; Hypocreaceae. The record is from RefSeq and is a predicted model, not a curated record.